GUAGAUAACAGGAAGCACUUUUUAUUGCGCUGAUAUGAUCACAAUAGGAAUAAGCAGUAUUCAGUCGAUGCAACGUUUGGACGUGCGGACACAUUGUAUACGUCUCAGGUAUUUGUAGGAGCGUCUCUCUGUCUACUGCGCGGCAAAAGCAGGGGCAAAACAAAAGCAUGUGGAUAUAAUUUCAACAAAGAUUGAAUCAGACUGGGAUUGAACUCAACCACUAGCCAUGGGGAUUCGGUCGGCUCAGAAGAAGCAUUUCCCUCUUCGGGGCAUUGAUGGAGUGGUGCAGCUUUUCGAGUCGGAGCUUAGCAACCCAGAACCAGACCUGGCCCUGCUGUCCCUCGUGCUGGGUUUUGUAGAGCACUUCCUGGCUGUCAACAGAGUUGUUCCUGUCAAUGUCCCAGGCGUUCGCUUUGAACCUCUUAAUCCUGACUGCCUCGACUCUUGCUUCCCUACAGUAGAGCUGAAUCUUAUAUCUGCUCUCUACGAACGCUUCACCGCCCAGAUUCUUGGUGCCGUGGACCUGUCACAGUACCGCAAACCGGCCGGCGGAUCCAGCCGUGAGCUGGUGAAAAAGGUCUCGGAUGUGAUCUGGAACAGUCUUAGCCGGUCUUAUUUCAAGGACAGGGCACAUAUUCAGUCCCUCUUCAGUCUCAUCACAGGCACAAAGCUGGACAGCUCAGGAGUUGCUUUUGCAGUGGUAGCUGCAUGUCAGGUGUUGGGCCUGAAGGAUGUUCAUCUUGCUCUCUCAGAGGACCACGCCUGGGUGAUCUUCGGCAAGGGUGGGGAAGAGACUGCAGAGGUCACAUGGCAUGGGAAGGGCAACGAAGACAGAAGAGGGCAGACUGUCAGUGCCGGAAUCACUGAAAGGAGCUGGUUGUAUCUUAAAGGCUCCUACAUGAAAUGCAACAGGAAUAUGGAGGUAGCGUUCAUGGUUUGUGCCAUCAAUCCGUCUCUAGAUCUGCACACUGAUAGCACAGAGUUACUCCAGCUCCAGCAAAGGCUGUUAUGGCUGCUAUAUGAUCGAGGGGAUCUGGAGAGGUAUCCUAUGGCAAUGGGCACUUUGGCCGACCUUGAAGAUCAGGAACCAAUGACUGGCAAGGAAAGCCCUCUCUCCAUUCACCUCAAGGCCGUCGAGUCAGCUAAAAAAUACUACAACAACGAGCACAUAUACCCUUUCAUGUAUCUAGCAGGGUAUCAUUAUAGGCACAGAAACGUCCAAGAGGCGUUAGGUUCCUGGUCAGAGGCUGCUUCAGUAAUGCAAGAUUACAACUACUGCAGAGAGGAUGAAGAGAUCUAUAAGGAGUUUUUUGACAUUGCUAAUGAUGUCAUUCCCACCCUCCUUAAAGAGACAGCAGCUGGUGCUGAGAGUGGUGGUGAAGGGGCUGAUGAAACGGAAAAGGAGGACCCGCCAAGACAAGUAGCUGCUUUGUCUGCCCUUCAGGACCCAGAAUGCUUUGCUCACUUACUUCGGUUCUAUGAUGGUAUUUGUAAAUGGGAAGAAGGAAGUCCCACGCCAGUGCUUCAUGUAGGCUGGGCCACCUAUCUGGUUCAGUCCCUUAGUCGCUUUGAUGCACAGAUCAGGCAAAAAGUGUCAAUCAUCACCAAAGAUGCAGAACCAGUGGAUGACGAUGACCAAUCCAGUGAAGACCUGCGUGAGGGGCGUAGACGGGUCCCGAGGCGAGAAUCCAAGUUAGAUGAACAAGCAGGACCAUCAUCUCCAAGUGCAACAUUGCCUGCUCAAAAUCCAGUGCCCAAAAAGGUGAGCGGAGAAGGAGGACGCAGACGUUCCUCUGCUAGCACUCGAGGUAAAGAGUCUGAUGAAAAAAAUGAGCCCUCGUCCCCAAGUCCCACUCCUUCUCCUACCCAGCCACCGAUAGUGCAGGGCGGUCCGGUGGUGGUUUUCCACAGUGAGAAGAUGAAGGGUAUGAAGGAGCUGCUCUCUGCGGCCAAGAUCAACUCUAGUGCCAUUAAACUGCAGCUCACGGCCCAGUCCCAAGUGCAGAUGAAGAGACAGAAACCCACUCCUUCUGGAGAUUACACCUUGUCCUUCAUGAAACGCCCUCGCAAAACUCUUUAGAAUUACUCGUUUCUAGUGUUUUGUUUUUUUCACUUGUUCACCUGGAGUGAAGUUAAUUUGUUUAUUUUCAGAUUGACUCUUAUCAAAUGUUUUGAUAAGCUGAUGCUGAGUUGAAUUAAAAUCAUUACAAGUUGGAGUCAGAAAACCUAUCAUGCGCCAGCAAUUAUGCUUUUUGAUUUUAAUAUAAAGUAAUUUUAUUGAUUUGCCUUAAUUUUAAAUCAUUACAAUAAGUUCUAUUAGAUAGAAUCCAAAUUACAACAAGCCAAAGUGAUUAUAUUUAGUUUUUAUCAGGAUUUUAGAAAAGAUGCUAUUCUUUUUUUCAGCUAACAUUUUGUCUGCGAUACAGUGAACCUAUAUUUGCUUCACAAGUCUAAUGUGUUGGAAAAAAAUGUUGGGAUUCAGCCUGUAUAUGUAGGUCUUGCACUUGUUUUGUUAUUGUCCACAGAACUGCUGAAUUUCAUAUGUGUUCUCAAUGUUAUAGUGUCAUAGUAAGUAUCCUUUUGAAAAAUGCCAAGUGCAGUGCUUCAGUUUAAAAAAGAAAAACUAUUUUCUUGACGUGAAAGUGUAUUUUCCUCUAAAUAAACAACUUGAACAAAA
Molecule: messenger RNA, 2677 nt
Organism: Carassius auratus (goldfish)
Lineage: Eukaryota; Metazoa; Chordata; Actinopteri; Cypriniformes; Cyprinidae
Product: menin-like
Exons: 10
Coding region: 227-2080 (617 amino acids)
Biological process (GO): negative regulation of cell population proliferation; negative regulation of cell cycle; regulation of transcription by RNA polymerase II
Cellular component (GO): nucleus; histone methyltransferase complex; chromatin
Molecular function (GO): transcription cis-regulatory region binding; Y-form DNA binding; chromatin binding
Source: RefSeq, a predicted model, not a curated record